AGCAACUAAAGUCAUGAAUGUGUGUGUUUGUGAAUACACUGCAUAAUUAAAAACUCACAUUAUGUAUCUUAGGGUAUAUAGCCUCGUUCGAGGUUCGUGCCAGCAGCUUUUUGAGGGCAUAAAUUCAUCUGGACGGUUAAUUGGUGGAAAUGUGGGGUUUCAGCGUCUGUUGUCAUGCAGCGCCAUCCGAUUACAAGAGCCUGAUGCCAAACCAGUGGAAACCCGGAGCCCAUCAGCACCAGUCAAACGAUUAAAAGACCUCUUCCCUCCAUUUCCGGGUCAGGAAAGCUCCCUGACAUGGGACAGCAAGAAGUUCGAAGAGUUACCGAUCGCACACAUAAAAGCCACAUAUAACAACACACAUAUCCAGGUCACAGAUAGCGCUGGCCAGUACAUGGUCCGAACCUCGUGUGGAUCAGAGGGCUUCAAGAAUGUGAAGAAAUCCACUCCUAUUGCAGCACAGACCGCUGGGAUUUCAGCUGCUGCAAAGGCAAGGGCGAAGGGGGUCACCUACGUCCGUGUGCUGGUGAAAGGACUCGGUCCAGGGCGCAUGUCUGCCAUUAAAGGGUUAACCAUGGGAGGACUAGAGGUUGUUUCCAUCACCGACAACACCCCAGUGCCGCACAAUGGCUGUCGCCCUCGCAAAGCACGAAGGAUGUGAGGAGGAAGAAACCCCUUGUACCCUGAAGUCUUGUUUGUCUUUCUCUGCAUUAUCUUUGACCAUCCAGUCUGAAUAGAGAGGUUGAAUGUGGAAUUAAUUCAGGUCAACGCUGUUUGAGAGUUGAAUGCGGAAUUGAGAGUAAUGUUUUUUGUUUUUUAUUUUUUUGCAGCUGCAGUGCUGUUAAUAUGUUAUUUACAUUUUUGAUAAUAAUUAAAGUGUAAAGAUGUCA
Rhinichthys klamathensis goyatoka is the source of this 890-nucleotide messenger RNA. RefSeq names its product mitochondrial ribosomal protein S11 (gene mrps11). The coding region runs from base 62 to 661 and encodes 199 amino acids. The transcript is spliced from 6 exons. Gene Ontology annotation, cellular component: ribosome; mitochondrial small ribosomal subunit. The record is from RefSeq and is a predicted model, not a curated record. Lineage: Eukaryota; Metazoa; Chordata; Actinopteri; Cypriniformes; Leuciscidae. Gene Ontology annotation, biological process: translation; ribosomal small subunit assembly; maturation of SSU-rRNA from tricistronic rRNA transcript (SSU-rRNA, 5.8S rRNA, LSU-rRNA). Gene Ontology annotation, molecular function: mRNA 5'-UTR binding; small ribosomal subunit rRNA binding; structural constituent of ribosome.